UAUAAAAGAGAGUUGCGGCGAAAAGGUCUAUUUUUGGAAACUUUGCGUCACGGUGUUAUCUACCGAUAUAAAAGGGCAGAAGGCAGUCCGAGAGAAAUGGGUACAAGCAUGAACCGGACAUGAGAACAUCCUAUUGAAGCUUUCACCUCUUCGUUGAACGACGGUCUCCCGGACCGCUCCUCCCCGCUCUGCAAAACCUAACCUGACGGAGAAUGGCCGCCGAUUCCUCGAAGCUGCUGUACAUUGUGGUGGUGGAGGGAGACGAGGUAUGCGAAGAUACUGGUAAUGGAAAAGUGGGAGAGAAAGAGAAAGACGCGUUUCGAUACACUCGUGCUGUGUUACAGAGUACUCUGCAGCUCAUGGGAUGCAAACCCAGACAUGCCUUUAAGAUUAGCAGAAGGGUUUUUGAGAAGAUCAGAAGUGAAUGUACAGGUGACACUUCAACUCUACUAUGUACAGAUACAUUGGAGCAAGAUAACUCAAAUAAACGUCAUCAUGAAGAUGGUGAUAUAAGCACAAGGAAAUCAUUUGAGUCGUAUAAGAGGCGGACAACUGUGGUGGUUAAAAGAAAAUCAUUUCUAGAUGUUGUAAGUGAUGCUCUCACUGAAUACAAGUACAUCGGCCCAAACCAGAGGGCUGACCUGGCUAUCGCGUGCAGGAUAAGAGAAAGGAAGGAAUCUGUUAUUGUGCUACUAUGUGGGACAAGUGGGUGCGGAAAAUCUACUCUUUCUGCAUUGCUGGGAAGCAGGCUGGGGAUCACAACUGUAAUAUCCACAGACUCAAUUAGGCAUAUGAUGAGGAGCUUUGUCAAUGAAAAGGAGAACCCUCUACUUUGGUCUUCAACUUACCAUGCUGGGGAACAUUUAGAUCCACUAGCAGUUGCUGAAUCAAAGGCCAAAAGGAAAGCAAAGAAGUUAGGCUAUUCUAUCCAGACACUAGAAAAGCAUGCGGCUAAUCCCAUCAAUUUUAUUAGCCCGAAACAAAUGGCAAUUGAAGGAUUUAAGGCUCAGAGUGAGAUGGUUAUCGAAAGUCUUGAUAGAUUAAUUACUGCAUGGGAAGAGCGUAAAGAAUCGGUUAUUGUGGAGGGUGUUCAUUUGAGCCUUAAUUUUGUGAUGGGGCUAAUGAAAAAACACCCUUCAAUCCUACCUUUCAUGAUUUACAUCGCAAAUGAAGAAAAGCACUUGGAAAGAUUUGCAGUUCGUGCGAAAUACAUGACGCUGGACCCAGCCAAAAACAAAUAUGUCAAAUAUAUACGUAACAUCAGGACUAUACAAGAAUAUCUCUGCAAUUGUGCUGACAAGCAUUUGGUGCCAAAAGUGAACAACACUAAUGUUGAUAGAAGUGUAGCAUCGAUCCAUGCAACAGCAUUCAGUUGCCUAAGGAGGCGUGAGGCAGGGGAGAAGCUUUAUGAUGCUUCCACAAACACAGUUUCUGUUAUUAAUGAGGAAUACAGAAAUCAGCGUGCUGCAAAUUCUGGAGCUCAAAGGGUGUGCUUAAACUGCUUCAGAGAAAUGGUUCUUCUAGGCAUAUGAUGGCUCUUGUCAAUUAUGACGGGUCGGUAGCAAAGGCUUGGCCAAUAUACUCAUUGGAUACCAAUGACAAUAUAUUUAUGGACUAUGGACCGUUACAUGUUCAGAAGGCUGAACCGGUCAAUCUGCAGUUUGGUUACUUAGGGAUAAGUGCUUGGCCAAACGAGACUGGUUGUACAAGCCAUGCUAAUAGUUUAGAUGGAUCAAAAGGGGAGCUGACUGACAAUGGCAGUAGGUAUCAUUCGUCUUGCUGCAGUUCACCAAGGUUCUAUGACGGACCUUCUAAGGAGCUCGAAGAGCAACAAUUUGUCAAUGGUAGCGAUGAAGAGUUUGAUGAAAUGCCUGAAAUAGAUAGUGAUGAGGAUUUUAAUAAGGAUUCAAAGCAUAUUCAUGAAGAGAUGGAGGGAUCGGUGGAUGAGGAAUCAACGAAAUCAGAUGAGGAAUAUGACGAUCUUGCUCUGUUGGAUGGUCAAGAACAGAAUGGUUACUACUCUGUUGAGGAUGAAGAAUCUUGUGAUAGGUUUGGCUUGAGUCAUAAGCUAGUACCUAUUUCAGGGAAAACGUGAUAGGAACCUGGUAUAAUCUGAGCGUAAACAGUAAACCAGCAAACACAGAUCUGAUAGAAUGAUAAGGAAAGAGUGUUUAUUGAUGGAAGGAGAUAAACCGUAGGCUACAGAGACUUCUUAGGCAACCGGGACUUAGGCAACAAGGCAACCGAUAAUCAAAAUAACAGUCUACCUAUUAUGGCUACCCCAGCUUCUAUUUAUAACAAAAGUCCACGCAGGGACUAAAUAGACAACUAAAUAAGCUAGAGGCACUUAAUAAGCUAUUUAACUCCCCUAACCCCCUUACUUAAAACUACUGAUUAGGCUGAUGCCUAACAUUACUCCCCCCCUAAACAACCACCUUGCCCUCAAGGUGGGUGAUAGGAGUCAGCCAUGAUCUUCCGCUUGCACUUGAUUCUUGCACCUCUCCCUUCCCAAUACCUCCCAGCUUGCUUUCCCCUGAACUUCAUUGCUUGACUUUUCAUCUUCAUAUCUUUCAAAGCAAACAGGAGCGGAAACUGCAUAUAAGAACUCCCUGGAAUUACACUUGAAGCCUCUUCUUUGUAACCAAUAUCAUCAUAUAAAGGUUCUGCAAGAUAAAACCCAGCUGCCCUUGUAGUAAUUUCAGCUGCCACAUCAUAGAGGACCGCAGCAACUUGAUUACCCGGAUCUCCCUCAUAAUUCCGCAGUAUCUUCUCUAAAAUAGAAAGAAUCUGAGGAGUUUCAUCACUGAAGGAAUCGCAGAGCAAACCAGCUUUAACCUUUUCAAGGACACCCAUACAUACUUCAGCUGUUCUAUCAGUAGAUCUCUUUAGGACUCCCAGAAUUGCUGGUAGACAAGCCUCCUUGAUUAUACAUGUGGGCCUAACAAAGAUAUCCUCCAGCAAGCUAACCACUUUUAUUAAUGCAUCCCUUAUAGGCUUUGGUUCCCCAAGUUCUACUGGUCCAGCAAAGAUACUCCCAGGGCUGCCUUUCAUCCCAUCUUUUCUUAUAUGAGAGUCAAUAAGUUCUAUGCAGCUUUCAACAUUAUCAGUAGUCAAAUUCAGAAUGUAACUAGAACUGAUUUUAUCUUGGACAUCACCAGUCAUUAUUUGAGACCAUUUACCUGAACAUUCACCUAUCCCCCUGCCAGUAUAAGAAGUCUCAAAACCCACACAUUCACCUUCAGUCAAAGAUCCAUCAUAUUCAAGGAAAAGGCAAAUUGGUAGCCCCGGAAAGAUAGGUCCAACUUGCUCUGAAAGAACAAGAGCACCUCGAGCCCAAUCAUAACACAAAGGUUCACCAGAUACAUAUAUGCAAUGGCCAACAUCAGCCAAUGAGCAUAAAUAAGAAGAAUCUAAAGGGAUAUACAGGGUGACUACCUUCUUUUGCUCUUGUCUAUGAACUCUUUCUUCAGCCUCAUUUGAGUUAAGGACUGAUUGAAUAGAAAUCUGUCCAUCCAUACAAACAUAGCUUAUUCUUUCUUCAGAAACAAACUGCUGCACUCUAUCAAGUGUCUUAGGAUCGACUAUGCUUUCUACCACAUCUGCACAGCUUCCAAAAGCAGUCUCACCAUUCUCCAACUGCUUUUCAUAUUUCAGGCUACUGGGAUAUAUUUCCCAACCACCAUCUCUUGUACUCAAAAGUAAUAUCAUAUAAGGGCUAUUCACAUCAAUGAACUCUUGAAUCCGUCUCCUCCUUUCAUCCAAUUUGGCAUGGCCAUCACUGUCAAUUACUAAUUCUGUACUCCCUCUCCUUUUCAUGCCAGAAUCACUUUGAGUUCUGUCUAUAGGAAGCUCAGUAGUGACCGGAUCUCCCAGAAUACCUAUAUGGGUUUCAGCAACAAGCAACUUUGUCAUCGGCAAUUUUGAGUCAGAAACCACUGGGUUCUCCAAUUCAGAACCGCCAAUUUUGUCCUCAACAGACUCAUAUUCCAGGGUACUCGAGAGAUGAUUCACCCCAGCAGAUGUCUCCUCUCGUCUUUCAUCAUCAUCAUCAAUGAGUGUAUCCUCAGGGAUAGGUUGUAGCUGACUCACAGACUGUUGUGGAAAUGAAACUAACUCCAUUUGUGGACUCAGAGAAACUGCUUGCAAUGAAGCUGAUGAAUUAGGUGAGAUUGCUUGCGAAGACCCCUGCAGACUGGAAGGAUAGGACAGUCUCGAACUCUGCGAUUUCGAACUGAGAGAAUUCCUUGAAGAGCGCGGCUUCUGGUUCUCUGACUUCCGACUGCGUGGUUGGAAACGCCGAUUUAUGUCCUCUUUCAGAACUUCCCAACUCUUUCCUCUCGUUCGAAAUUCCCACCCUUCAAACCAGUACAACGCAUCAUCCUCCAUAGCCUCUGAAGCUACUUCAACCUUAAGUUUUUCCGCAGUAGAUUUGAUACGGAAGUAUUCUUCCAUCUUCACACUCCAACUGCCUACAUCAUCCCCAUCCCCGUUAAACAACGGUAGUUCAACGGUAUUUCCAGCGACUGAGAGAUGCAAAGUGCGAUGUGAAGAGUGCUGUGAACUGCGAGUUGUGAACGAUUGAUUCCUUUGUCGAUGUUGGUUACUGUUCACCUUCGCGAUGGACUCCUGCAGUAUUGUCGACUUCAUCUCCAUCUCCAGGUCUGAACGUUUCUUCUGGUUCGAACUCUUCUCCAGGUUCGAACGCACCUCCAGGUUCAAACCAAAGGCGUUCAGUUCUGUCCAUCGCGGUUCUCUACUCUUCUCAGCGACCAUCUUCGUUCGUUCGUAUCUCAGUAUCGCGACAAUCGACUUUCCUCUUCCACGAUAGAGAUGUGCCGAUCGAUUAAGUCUCCAGGAGCGAUUUGCUCUGAUACCAAUGAUAGGAACCUGGUAUAAUCUGAGCGUAAACAGUAAACCAGCAAACACAGAUCUGAUAGAAUGAUAAGGAAAGAGUGUUUAUUGAUGGAAGGAGAUAAACCGUAGGCUACAGAGACUUCUUAGGCAACCGGGACUUAGGCAACAAGGCAACCGAUAAUCAAAAUAACAGUCUACCUAUUAUGGCUACCCCAGCUUCUAUUUAUAACAAAAGUCCACGCAGGGACUAAAUAGACAACUAAAUAAGCUAGAGGCACUUAAUAAGCUAUUUAACUCCCCUAACCCCCUUACUUAAAACUACUGAUUAGGCUGAUGCCUAACAAAACGAUGUCGGGGGAAGUUAAUGGCAGCUUUGAUGGAAGCUACCUACAAAAGUUUGAUCUUUUCUCGGGACGUAAAGGCAGUACACUUUUGGAAUUACCACUUCGAGAGAGAAAUGAGAAGGUAGCUGCAAAUUUGUGCAAUGACAUAGCUGGAAAAUGUUCUCCCAUCAUUCCAUCCAUGGGAAACCAUCUGUGUGGUGUAUGAAGUCUUGAGGAGGUCUCUGUUUUUUUUCCUUUGUCUGACUGUCUGCCUUUUCCAUUUUGUUUCUCUUUUUAACUUGUGUAAAUGAAUAAUUUGUUGAACAGCCGUAGAAAGGAUGUUCUAUUCGCACACGUAACCGACUGCCUUGGUUUAGGACUAAGGUUGGGCUCAAUAAUAUACUACGUAGUAUUAACAGAGUAUAUCUUAC
Messenger RNA from Cuscuta epithymum, 5608 nucleotides. The record is from the annotation of a GenBank genome assembly. NCBI's taxonomy places the organism in Eukaryota, Viridiplantae, Streptophyta, Magnoliopsida, Solanales, Convolvulaceae.